AGAGAUGAGAUCCACUAACACGUCUCAACCAGACUACUAAUCCAUCUUUAGAAUAUUACAGUAUAUUCUAUUUGUAUGACAAAGAUCAUAUUAAAUGCAUGGUGACUAGCAAGAUACAGUACUACUAUUCAUGAAUGAGGAUGAGACUGUCUGGGAGUCUUGGGAGCAUGAACAGUGUGGAGGCCUUCCUGUUCUUUAUUAGUAUUCUUUUAUAUCCCAGCUCCUACGUUUAGAAGGAUGUGGUUAUGACAAACAUUUCUAAUGAGACAGGUAGAUGCAAUGUGUACUAUAUAUAUUGAACCUUUUUGAGUUGACAGUGUCACAUUUCUUCCCCAGUCAUAUGUAAGCUAAUUUAUACCUGCACUAUACAUUACAUAAUGUCAGUAAUACUGUUUUUUGUUUUGAAAUUGUACUUUAGUUUUGAGAGAUGAGGUUUGUCAGUGAGGAAAUACAAUUUAAUCUAUUAGAACACAGCACCACCUACAGUUGACUUUAUGACACAACAGGAAGAAGACGGGAGAAUAUCCUUCUAUUUAAUUUAACUUGAAUCUAUUUAAAUAUGAUGCACUUGUUUAUGCUGUUAUUACAUACUGUAUCUAUAGUAAUACAGAUACAUGGAUGUUUUACCUCCUUUAUAUCAAUGCAAUGUAUGAAUGUAUUUGAGCCCUUAAAGUAUAAUGGUGAUAACAAUGUUUUGAACUUUGAUAGUUUGAUAUACUGUACCUUGUUCACUAGAUUUAAGUGUAUCAAGUUUUAGUUCCUGUUUGUAUUUAUUCUGAUCAUGGAUGUUGCUUGUUGUGUUUGACCCCACUAGAUUUAACACUGUUUAUAACUCAGGUUAUUAUUCUCGCUUGAUCUGUACAAUGUUUUAGAUUGUUUAAGAUUCAAAAGCAUUCUUUAAAUGUAUUGUGUUCUCUCCCGUUUGAUAUGAAACUAUAUUCUGUACUUAAAAAAUCACCCAUCGUCACCUUGUUUUACAGUAACAUUUCAAAUCAGGGCUACUUUGUUAUAGCUCGGUUUACAGUAACAUCACAAUCAGGACUAGGUUGUUAUAGAGCUGCACCAGGCUCCCUUGGCUAUGUGUGUAAUAUGUCAGCUAUCUGUUUUAAGAAGAGUUCAACUAAUUCACCUUCUCAACUAAAACUGGUGAUACACCAGUAGAGUUUACUUUCACUUUUAGUGUAGGGGAGGGGCUUCUGCCCAAAAGGUGAUAGGUUCAUUCAAACCAGGAGGGAAAUUCAAAAAAGAGAAGUCCCAUUUUCACCAUGGCUCCUACGUUCUACAACUACCUGUUUAUUCAGCUAAUAGUCCUCCCUAAAGGGCUCUCUCAUCUGGUGAGAACACAGCAGGUUGUCACAGCAACCCUGGGAGAAGAUGCAGUCUUAACCUGUGAGCUCAUGAAACCCAAAGACGUGCGGGAAGUUACUUGGCAAAAAGUGACAACUGGGGCGAAUGAAAAUGUGGCCACCUACAGCAAACGAGGUCCCGAUGUCAACGUACGUUUUAAGGGGAAAGUGGAGUUUGAAGAGGGGGGACUGCAGGACUGCUCUAUUGUCAUCAGAGGAGUGUCAAGAGGAGACGAGUCCUGCUACAAGUGUCUGUUUAACACCUAUCCAGAUGGAGCUAUCAGUGGCAGGACCUGUCUCCAAGUUAAUGAGCUGUAUGGACCCUCACUCCUCAUCACACAAACCAACAACAGUCACACCACUCUGUCCUGUUCUGCUACUGGACGACCUGCUCCUACAGUAACCUGGGAAGACACAGAAAUUCUAGAAGAUUCCACAAUGGCCAAUGUCACCCAUCUCAAUGGAACUGUCACGGUCACCAUAACUUCCACGCUGGCAGCAUUCAGUCUACCUGACAAAGACACCAGGUUUGGCUGUAUGGUGUCACUGUUCUCUGGAGGUGUCACCAAGAGCGUAUCCAUGGUUAUUCCAGCUAGAACUCAAGCUUCAUUUCCUGAUGUACCUGAGGUCACUGAUGGUGACAGGAUCAGAGGGAUUGGUGCAGUGAUGGGUUCACUGUGUCUCAUUGCUGUGUGCUGUGGAGCUGCUGUGGUACUGUGGUGCAAACUGAGAAAUACAACGAGAAGAAACUACUGAGCAUGGUGUUGGUUGAACAGGAGUGGCACUACUUCAAGUCUGAGGCAGAGUUACUGCACAAUGUCUGCUCUGGUGCUCAGCUUACCUACUUAUCUUUAUAUAAAUAUGUAUCUGUCUGUCUGUCAGUCUUUCUUUGUCUCUGUCUCUCCCUCUGUCUGUCAGUCUAUCAGGCUCUCUCUGUCUCUGUCUGUCUGUACUUCUGAGUUUCAAGUUAAAGCUUCUACAACUUGAGCAGAGGCUUUGACAAGAAGCUGGUUUUAUAGAAAGUAGAUCAACUCAAGGUAACAUCAGAAGAAUCCUCCAUGUCAAGAAUAAUGUAGACAAUGAAAAUACAGUGACAUUGAAGAGCUCCAUUCUCAUUUAGCAUCUACAUAAAAAAGCACUUGACUCUGAAACUGGAACUUCCCCCAUAGAAAAAAUUGGACUUCAACAACAAAUCAAGGAGGAUCAUUCAAACACUUUAUUCAUAGAAAAUACAAAGUUGUUAUCCUAUUGGCUUUGAGUGUAAGAGUCAAAUAAAAUACUUCAAAUGUUUUAUUAUCUAUUAUUACUAAGCAUGUAGGGCAGCUGUAACACAGAGCAACUGACUUGGAAAUGUGCUGAUCCCUGUUAGGUAGGUGUGUGUGAUCGAAAGGAGGGGGGGGGGGUUAUUUGAUCUCCUCAGUGUCGUUAGAGUAAAUAUUAUGAAACGUUAUACUGGCACCAGUUUCUGUUUCUCUUGCAGAUUGAGGUGCCUUGGUCUGGUGCUGAGAUGAUGUCCCCUGGAACGCCUGAGCCCCUCACCACACCUAGUGACAUCGUCUGGACAGGAACUACUACGGCAGGUAGCCUAGUGGUUAGAGCACUGGGACAGCAACCAAAAGGUCACUAGUUUGAACUUGAGCAAGGCAGUUAACCCUAAUUGCUCCAGGGUCGCCGUUGAUAGUGGCAAACCCUGGCAGGUGUCUCAGGGGGAGCAUGGAUAUGAAGAAAAACACAUUUCCAAUUCAGACAAGCUUAUAAUACAUACUGUGUGAAAUAGGACGAAUAUAAGCACCCACCUAAUUAUUAUUAAUCACUUCACCUUGGGUCAUCUCUGUAAAUCAGAGUUAUUUAUUUAUUUAUUUAUAUGUAUUUAUUUAUUAGUUGUGGGAGGCGUCACACUUCAUCGUCUAUUGACGCUUCCAGUUUGGCAUGGAAAGCAGCUGCAGUAUAGAAAGUUUACAUCCAGCAGAUUACAUUCAGCAGAUUACAUCCAGUAGAUUACAUCCAGUAGAUUACAUCCAGUAGAUUACAUUCAGCAGAUUACAUUCAGCAGAUUACAUCCAGUAGAUUACAUCCAGCAGAUUACAUCCAGUAGAUUACAUCCAGUAGAUUACAUUCAGCAGAUUACAUUCAGCAGAUUACAUCCAGCAGAUUACAUUCAGCAGAUUACAUCCAGUAGAUUACAUCCAGUAGAUUACAUCCAGUAGAUUACAUUCAGCAGAUUACAUUCAGCAGAUUACAUUCAGCAGAUUACAUUCAGCAGAUUACAUCCAGUAGAUUACAUCCAGCAGAUUACAUCCAGUAGAUUACAUCCAGUAGAUUACAUCCAGCAGAUUACAUCCAGUAGAUUACAUCCAGUAGAUUACAUUCAGCAGAUUACAUUCAGCAGAUUACAUCCAGCAGAUUACAUCCAGCAGAUUACAUACACCAUGUUCUAAAUUUGUGAGUUCCUGGGGUGGAUGAGGUAAACAUGGUUGGCUUUCAUCGUCUACACAUGCACCCCCAUUCUGAUCCUUUGCCCAAUCCAAAAACCAAUAUCUGAAUUGGGCUGCCUGUGUAAAUGCCGCUUUAUUGCAGCCCAAUUCAGAUUUUUUGACAGUUAUUUCCAUAUAUGAUACCCAUCUGUUAUUUUCCCUAAUGUGUAAAUAGCAAAAAAACACAUUGAAUCUGAUCUUUUGAUUUCCUAUUUAUAAAACCUCCAUAUGUGGAGCAGAAUCCUGAUACAAACCCCAUCCUCCAUAUGUGACCUCUGUCUGAACGCUCAGAUUUUUUUGUUGUUGGCACGUGAUGUUACCAUGACCACCACCCCAAAAUGUAAAGGAACAGUGACAGGAAAUGAGAAUUGCAUUUGUGUGCUACUUCUGAGUGUGAAUGCCGAAAUCUGAUAUGGGUCUGAAAAAAAGAUUGGAUAUAGAAAGGAAAUCAGAUUUGGGGUCUUAGACUGCCUGUGUAAACACAGUCAUAUAACUUCAGAGGAAGCACUCUGCUGCAUCCCAACUGUGAUAUGUGUAACUUCUGACUGUUCUACAACACACCAUACCUCUAGUCAGCCGCUUAUCAGAACCUUGAAUAGUCAAAUCAGGUGUGGUAGAACUGGGCUGGAGAAAAAAGCCUGCACAACCAUUUUGGCCACCCCUGAUUUAUAUGUACAACAGUUUCCUAUGUCUGAUGAUUUGGCUGUAAAUUAUGUAUUUUUUGAUAACUCACUUUUGCUGACAGGUACAGUAUUUUAGUACUAGGAGUGUCUUCAAUAAACUUUAAAGUAACUUACAAAGUUUAUGUUGAAGAUUGUUGUAUUUUCCAGGAGCUUGUUCGAUUGUCUUGUUAAAAGAGAUCAGGGAAUAAUUUUCCAGUUUAUCCCAUAUUGGCUUAAAUGGGUUUCUGGUUUUUCGCUUCCCUCUGGAAAAUCAGCUGUUAGUAUUUCACAGUAAUAUUGAAUAAAUACUAAUAACUACUUUA
Molecule: messenger RNA, 4805 nt
Organism: Oncorhynchus nerka (sockeye salmon)
Lineage: Eukaryota; Metazoa; Chordata; Actinopteri; Salmoniformes; Salmonidae
Product: OX-2 membrane glycoprotein-like
Exons: 6
Coding region: 1266-2102 (278 amino acids)
Biological process (GO): negative regulation of neuroinflammatory response; heterotypic cell-cell adhesion
Cellular component (GO): neuronal cell body; axon; cell surface
Molecular function (GO): cell-cell adhesion mediator activity
Source: RefSeq, a predicted model, not a curated record